UCGAGUUUCAUAUCCAGAUGAGACUAUUUAACAUGUAAUUUAACUUUCAGAAGCUAAGUUAAAUAGGCUUCUCAAUUCUUCAUAAUCUCAUUAUGAAUCUGCAUACGACAUGGAGAAGGUAGUGGGUGUCGAAGAACAAAUUGCCAAAGCUAUGGAAGAACUUGCUGUUAGAUCAACUGAUUCAAGAGAUACUAAAGUUUGGGAUUAUCUGGAGGAAUUGCCAGCUGGUCUAAGUCGGGAACGUCUACCUAAACAUGUGGCAGUGAUAAUAGACGGCAACCGAAGGUGGGCAAAAAAUCAAGGAUUGGAACCUGUGUUCGGCUACAGCAAGUCUUCACAUGGUUUUGCAAAGCUGGCUGAACUAUGUUGCAGAUGGGGCAUUAAGGUCUUGACGGCAUUUGCAUUCUCUACCGCGAAUUGCUGGUUUCGACCUCAAAUCGAGGUUGACUUUUUAAUGUACGCAUUCGAAACAGUCCUUUUGAGAGACAUGGAUGUUUGCAUGAGAAACGAUGUUCGAGUAUCUAUCAUUGGCGAUACCACAAAGCUGCCAACUGGACUACAAGCAGCGAUAACUAAGAUAACAGAAGCCUCGAAGAAGAACACGAGGCUUCAUGCGAUUCUGUCCAUUAACUAUGGUGGAAGGGAAGACAUUUUACAAGCCUACCAAGCUAUUUCUCGCAAAGUAAAAGACAAUCUCAUCAACCCAGAAGACAUCGAUGGGAAUAUAAUGAAUCAAGAACUUCGAACAAAGAUUACAGAAUUCCCCUACCCUGAUCUACUCAUCAUAACUAGUGGUGAACACAGGAUCAGUGACUUCCUAAUGUGGCAAUUAGCUUAUUCUGAACUUCACUUUGAGAAUUGUAUGUGGCCUGAUUUCGGCGAGAAAGAAUUUGUGAAUGCAUUACGCUCGUUGCAACAAAGACGCAGACGAUAUGGAGGACAAGACGAAGUCGACAAUUUGGCAGUGAAAGUUCAUAAUCAAUCUACUUAAUUGAUCGUUAUAGAUGAAAUUUGUUGUCAACGAAAAAAGUUGCUCUCUCCUCCCUCAGCGUUUGCUCAGAUUUGCUCUUCACAUUGGUGCAGAAGUUCUCUAUUUGUUUAUGUUCCAGCUUUCAUUUUAUAUGUUUUAGGCUUAAUUAGUGAUUUACCGGUGUUUAAUGCUCGAGCCUUGAUCUUUUGGUUUGUUAUUGUAUGUGUUUUGUUUCAAGUUUUUCUCAAUGCAUGGUGAUUAUCUUCGUUA
This is a messenger RNA of Papaver somniferum (opium poppy), 1240 nucleotides long. Its product is annotated as dehydrodolichyl diphosphate synthase 2-like. Gene Ontology annotation, biological process: plastid membrane organization; polyprenol biosynthetic process; response to cold. Gene Ontology annotation, cellular component: chloroplast stroma. NCBI's taxonomy places the organism in Eukaryota, Viridiplantae, Streptophyta, Magnoliopsida, Ranunculales, Papaveraceae. The record is from RefSeq and is a predicted model, not a curated record. The transcript is spliced from 3 exons. Bases 110 to 991 code for a protein of 293 amino acids.